Larimichthys crocea (large yellow croaker) is the source of this 2012-nucleotide messenger RNA. Its product is annotated as trophoblast glycoprotein. Gene Ontology annotation, cellular component: plasma membrane. Gene Ontology annotation, molecular function: protein binding. Lineage: Eukaryota; Metazoa; Chordata; Actinopteri; Sciaenidae. The transcript has 2 exons. Gene Ontology annotation, biological process: negative regulation of canonical Wnt signaling pathway. Bases 30 to 1265 code for a protein of 411 amino acids. The record is from RefSeq and is a predicted model, not a curated record.
GUUUUUUUUUAAUUGGUUAUACUUUAGAGAUGUGUGUUUUUGCAGUCCGAGUGUUUUUGGGAAUCCUUCUUUGUGCACCGUACCAGUGUUUGGAGUGUCCUCUUGGCUGUGAGUGUUUUGCUGUCACUCGGACAGUGAAAUGUGUUUCCAAGGAUCUACUCACGGUGCCACAAAGUAUCCCAGGAUAUGCAAAGACUGUCAUCAUCACAGGGAAUAAUAUACACCAGAUUGGACCUGAUUCAUUUGCAGAGCUGGAGAAUGUCACCAACAUCAUUUUAAGCAAUAAUAGGAUUACAGAGAUGGCAUCCCACAGCUUCUCUGCCCUCCUCAAUCUACGUUUCCUUGACCUCAACGGUAACCAACUGGCGCUCAUCCAUCCAGAAGCCCUCAACAUACCUGGCAGUCCCCUUCAGGAGCUCAACCUGAGCCGCUCGCUGUACAACUUCACCGCCCUGACAGACCUCACCACAGCGCUGCGCUGGGGUGGACUCAGAGGGCUCCUCCGCCUCGACCUUUCAGGGAACCAACUCGCCCUGCUGCCCCCGGGCAUGUUCUCCCACCUUCCUAACCUGCAGCAGCUCUUCCUCACUAACAACUCUCUGGUGGCGGUCUACAGUGGAACUUUCUCUGGCAUGAACUAUCUGCAGGUGCUGGACCUUACCCAAAAUGCCUUCAGGACAUUUGGGGGUGAUGCUCUACAAGAGCUGGAGAAGCUUGGAAACAUCCGUAUCCUCCUCGGUGACAACCCCUACACCUGCACAUGUGAGAUCCGUAGUUUUGUAGCCUGGCUGAAUGAAUCAAGAGCUCAAGUAGAUGUGGAUGCUGUCAGGUGUGCCUCACCAAGUGGGUUAAGUGAUACCCGGCUGCGUGGGCUCGGUGUCCAGGCCAUUGGAUGUGUUGUUCCAGUCCAACCAGAGGUGGCUGACCUCACCCUGCAGACAUCCUACGUCUUCUUGGGGCUGGUGCUGGGGUUUGUGGGCAUGGUCUUCCUCUUUGUGCUCUACCUGAAUCGCAAAGGCAUGAAGAAGUGGAUCAAUGAAAUGAGAGACGCAUGUCACGAUGUUCUGGAGGGAUAUCACUACAGGUAUGAGAUUGACUCUGAUCCUCGGCUGGGGCGCGUCACAGCCGGUAACUGUGGGAACAGGGCACAGGGACGUCUGGGAUUAGGUCUGUCACAGCAGCUGCCAAGUGACACCUGUAUUAUCCAGGUUCCUACAAACACACAAGUCAAACCGGUGACAACAUCUCCAUCUAUGAAGCUAUGAUGUUUUAAUGUAGCUUUAAUAAUUAGAAAAUAAAUAUGAAUUAGAUGUGAAUAGCUGGUAGAUGUACUAUAAUGAGCCGUCUGGACAUACUGCAGUUAUACUCUAUAAACCUCACCUUAAAAGUGCCUUUCUGUUGUCGAGGCACUGGAGCAUUGUAUCUGUAAAAUUACCUCAGUAUUGUGUGUUUAUCAUAACUUUUAUAGAAAUAUAACACAUAGGCUACAAUGAAAACAUUAUAGUGAUAUAGUGUGUUAAACAACCUGCCAAUUUCUGUGUUGUGCUUUUUUUCAUAAUAGUGUCAUGACUUUAAAUACCUUAACAUACUGCAGGAGACUGUCAGAAAGAUAAAUUACAUAGAUAGUAGUUUAAUGGCAUGGAAAAUGUAUGUUUACCUAAGAAAAUAUAAUCCAUAGACACACAGUGAAUUUACAGUAGGUCUUUAUAAGAUUUAAUGUGUUUCUGUAAGACUUAAAACAAUCCUUAAAUUGAAUUAUCCAUGUGUCUUUAUUGUGUUAGACUCCAUAAUGUGAUCUGUAGUACUAUAUUCAAAGGAACAGAUGUUAAAGCUACUGCCUGAUAUUAAACUUGUAUUUACACUAGUUCUAAAUAAAACAAAACUGCUGAUGUAUUUCAUUUUCUUGUGCUCUUGUUUUAUUGUGAAACCACAAGACACCGUUGCAACACAGACUCAUAUAUCUCCAGGAGAAGUGGCCCUACUAUUUCAAUUCAAAGAGGGGGGUGAUUAAG